Aureobasidium musti is the source of this 837-nucleotide messenger RNA. The record is from the annotation of a GenBank genome assembly. Lineage: Eukaryota; Fungi; Ascomycota; Dothideomycetes; Dothideales; Saccotheciaceae.
GCAUCGUCGUCAACCAGACCAAAAAGACAACUUGUCAAGGCGGCGUGUCAAUCAUGUCAGAAGCGUAAAGUAAAGGUAAGAACUGCCUUGGCUCGGCUCCACGAACCCUCUGUAUUGACCAAAUGGCAUCCAGNNUGCAGCGGUGAGCGUCCUAUGUGUAUGCUCUGUCAACAAAGAGGUCAAUCUUGUGUCUACGACUCCGAAGCGGGCAUAUCACGAGUCGAAGCAGUGCGCCGCCGGAACAAAGAACUGGGAGAACGAAAUUCUGACUUUGAGCUCGUCUUCAACGCGAUACACUCUACUCCAGAGCCUGAAGCGUUUGACCAUCUUCGUCGUCUGAGAGAGUGUCCAGAUGUGGAAACCUAUGCCAAAACGCUCCGCAAAUCGCGCCCGUCCGCGAAGAAACGGCCGUCAGAUCAUUUGAACGACUUCAUGGAUGACAGCACAAUGUCAAAUCUAUCACCCAUGUCGGCGCAGUCUCAAGAUCAACAGGAUGGCGAUUCGAACAUCUAUACAGACCCUCUUCCCAUGACAGACUUCACAAGCCCUGGUCAGCAACCCGCGUUGAUGAUAGAUCCUCGCCUUGGCCAGCAGACCUUGUACAGCUUCCCAGGCAACAAUGAAAUAUGGCCGUUCCAAGAUUCAUCCAAUAUUCAGCAGGAAUCCUUACAACCCAACAUUCAUGACUGGACGAAACCACAUAACCAAGCUGAAGCUGGACCUCCUCCGAACCAUUACCUUUACGAUGUACAGAUGUCCCAGCCUAGUUGGGUAGAUGGCAACGUCGAUCCUAGGACUGGCCAGCCCAUGAGUCGAAGACAGUCAAGAUUCGAAGGC